This is a messenger RNA of Triticum urartu, 1908 nucleotides long. The record is from RefSeq and is a predicted model, not a curated record. NCBI's taxonomy places the organism in Eukaryota, Viridiplantae, Streptophyta, Magnoliopsida, Poales, Poaceae.
AUGGCAGCGGCGAUGAGAGAGUGGCCGGCGAGGUACUUCUUUGAGGAUUUGUGGUUCGCUCUGGAGCCGCCCGACGAUAUUAGGAGAGAGCGUUCUUACGUGACAGGGAACAUGGAAGUUUGCACCGGCAAGCUUCAAGAUCUUGACAUAACCUCAGACAUGAACGGGAAGACGGACGAUGGCGCCGAGGUGGGAACGGAGCCCGACCACGCCGUAUUUGAAAGGGACUACCUAGGCGAUGACGACGAGGAAUUGGAGCCCGAAGUAAUGUUAGGUGUCUUGCGGAAACCAAAGGAACCACAACACUUCCAUUCUCUUCUUCCCCAACACUUACCCAGUAAAGCUGGCGGUGCCCCGGCCUGGCUUGAUCCUGUCAAUUUGCCAUCUGGAAAAUCCAGUUGCUGUGACUUUUGUGGUGACCCACUGCGUUUUGUCAUGCAGGUAUAUGUGCCAGAUGGGUGGAAGGAGACGACCUACCACCGCGCAUUCUUUGUGUUUAUGUGUCCGUCCAUGUCAUGCUUACAACUGGACCAGCGCGAGCAGGGGAAGGACAGGGCAGCAAAUGCUAGAAGGAGUGUGAAGGUCUUCAGGUGCCAGCUGCCCAGAAUUAAUGCAUUUUAUACUCCUGAAGAGCCUAAGGGGUGCAUGGGAUCACAAUGUUCAGGAGCAUACCGUGCUCGGCUUUGUGAUUGGUGUGGUACAUGGGAAGGUGAAAUUUUGUGCAGCCACUGUAGCAAAGCAAGCUACUGUUCUAGAAAGCAUCAGGAAUUGCAUUGGCACGCUAGUCAUGAGAAUGAUUGCUCUCAAAUACCAGGUUCACCAGAUGCUUCUAUUCUGCCAGUCGCAGCAAAAGUAUUUCCUGGCCAUGCAUGGCCUGAAUAUGCGGCGGAUCAUGUACCUGAGCCGUCAUGUUCGACUAGUUCUAUCAAGGAUACUUCAGAACUGAUGAUGGUAGAAGGAGAAGUCGAAUCAGAUGCCAUGAUGCAGUUAUUCAUGGACCAGUUUGAGGAUGAUGAGGACAAUACAUGCUGGGCAUCUUUCAGAGACCGUGUUUCAAGACAGACUCAAGUCUUGAGGUACUGUGCGAACGAAGAUGCAGAACCUCUUUGGGCAGUAUCAACUGGGUCUCUGACAGGUGAUGAUAUCCCUUUGUGCAUCUAUUGUAAUGGGCAACUUCGCUAUGAAUUUCAGCUAAUUUCUCAACUGCUCCAUUACUUCCAUGUUGAAAAUGAACGAGACCCCGUCGACUGGGCAACAAUAGUUGUGUACACAUGUCGAGAGUCAUGUGAUGAAAGUGUUAGUUACAAGGAAGAAUUUAUGCUUCCGCCCUUACGUAUGAGGGGCCACACCAAGGUCAAAGAGAUGAACUACGACAACCGCUACGAGCCAUAUUACAGGAGAGCCGGGCUCUUAGGUUUCAUGCUCCAGUUCAAGCAUACGCCGCCGACGCUUGUCCACACGGCUCUCACAGCGUUGGUGGACCGUUGGCGGCCCAAGACGCACUCUUUCCAUCUCCCAUGUGGUGAGAUGACGGCGACGCUCGAGGACUUCACCAUGAUCACGGCCCUACCGAUCAAGGGUCAUGCUCUCAUUGGGCGCGUGGAUAGGAAGAACUGGCCGGACAGGGUUACCGCCCUCAUCGGCGACUGCCCUCCAAUCAAGAGUAACCGAACAUCCGGUGUAGCACUGGCAUGGCUCCUAGACCACCGGGCUGAAUGCCCGCAAGAUGAGGAUCCGAGGACCGUGGAGCAGUAUGCAAGGGCCUACCUGUGGUUUCUUCUCACGGAGGUGGUCUUUCCUGACUGCUCGGGGGACAACGCCCUAUGGAUGUACCUGGACUUCCUGGCCGACUGGGAUGCAGGGUACAGCUGGGGGUCUCCUGGCCUUGCGUACCUCUACCCUGGAUGA